This is a messenger RNA of Leptopilina heterotoma, 1728 nucleotides long. RefSeq lists its product as uncharacterized. Gene Ontology annotation, molecular function: nucleic acid binding. Gene Ontology annotation, biological process: DNA integration. The transcript is spliced from 5 exons. The record is from RefSeq and is a predicted model, not a curated record. Lineage: Eukaryota; Metazoa; Arthropoda; Insecta; Hymenoptera; Figitidae. Bases 1 to 1728 code for a protein of 575 amino acids.
AUGGCAUGGUCCUCGGCAGUGUCCAGCAUUUGGGAAGGAGUGCACAAUCUGGUCAUUGUAGAAAAAUCAGAUGGAUCACUGAGAAUUUGCCUGAAUCCAAUAGAUUUAAAUAAAGCGAUAAAACGAAAACCGAAUGUACUUAUACCAACUGUGGAAGAAAUAAGUGAAAAACUUCGUAACAAAAGCAUUUUUACUGUUUUAGAUUUAAAGGACGGAUUUUGGCACGUUGAAUUGGAUGAAAAAUCGAGUGAACUAUGCACAUUUAGCACUAUCUUUGGCAGCUGGAAAUUUAACAGGCUACCCUUUGGAGUUAAUAUGGCACCAGAGUAUUUCCAAGAAGUAAAUGAAAAAAAUUUUGGAGACAUUGAGGGUGUUAUUAUAUAUUUUGUUGAUAUUUGUAUUUCGGCAGAAACAGAAGAAGAGCAUGAUAAGAUAUUAGAUCAGGGUGGUGUGCAAAUUGAUCAGGAGAGAAUUAGAGCAAUUGAUGCUAUUGAAAAUCUAAAAUCAAAGGCAGAAGUUCAAAAAAUAUUAGGAACAGUGAAUUAUGUCAGAAAAUUUAUACCGAAUUUAAGUGAAUUAACAGCUCCACUCCGAGAGUUGCUAAAGGAUGGUGUUGAAUUUCAGUGGUUUGAAUCUCAUUCUAAAGCCUUGCAAGAAAUAAAAGCGGCCUUAAAAAAUGCACCUGUUCUUGCAAAUUUUAACGCGAAUAUUGAAAUUUUCAUCCAGUCUGAUGCGUCAAAAUCUAGUCUAGGAAUUGAAAAAACUAAAUCUAGAGCAAGACAGUUACUCUAUUGGCCAGGUCUUAUGAGUGAAAUUGAAAAUAUGAUAUCGAAAUGCACUAUUUGUGAAAGGUACAGAUCUCUGAAUAGUAAAGAGCCAUUAAUAGUGCAUGACAUACCUGAUAUUCCGUUUAACAAAAUCGCAUGUGAUAUUUGUGAAUUUGCGGGAAAGAAUUAUCUUGUAAUACAAGAUUAUUAUUCGAAAUGGUUAGAAAUGUUAGAAAUAAAGAACAAAACUGCUAGUGAAGUCAUUAUAAAUCUCAAAACAGUAUUUGCGACACAUGGAAUACCAAAAAUUAUAGUUUGCGAUAAUCAACCGUUCAGUUCUUAUGAAUUUAACAUGUUUGCACAACAGUGGAAUUUCGAUAUAACCACUAGUUCUCCAUACUACCCGAGAAGUAACGGUCAAGCGGAGCGAGCUGUACAGGUAGCUAAAAAAUUACUUAAAAAGUGUAUUGAUGAUAACAAAGAAUUGACAGUAGCAUUAUUAGAAUAUCGAAAUACUCCCAUAACAGGUCUUGUUGUAUCCCCUGCACAAAUAAUUUUUAGCAGACGCACGCGAACAAAACUUCCAAUACAUUCAGAAUUACUUAAGCCAAAAGUUGAGCCACAGGCUCAUCAGCAGAUCAAAAAGAGGCAGGAAAUUUAUAAACAAUAUCAUGAUAAAAAUUGUAGAACAAAACGUGAUCUAAAUGUCGAUCAACUACUGCCAGGUAGAGAUUUUAAUAGAAUCAUAAAUGUUGAAGAUAGUCAAAACAGACUACCAAAUAAUAAUAACGUAGCUGAACAUAGAAUAAAUAGGGAUGUAAAUGAUUUGCCUGCUGAUGAACCUGAGGCCCAAUUAAGAAUUGAAAAUAACGCUAAUCAGAAUAUUGGAGUUACGAGAACUGGUCGCAUAAUUAAGGAACCAGUUAGAUUUAAAGAUUAUUAUAGAUUUGAAUUACAAUAA